CUUGCUUCCGCCGAUGCAGCUUAUACCGGUGGGGUGCCAAUGUAGUUCUGCAGCCGAAAUUUUUAUUUUCUUAAAUUAUACGCGAAGAUUUUUUAGUAAAAAAAUAGUUCCCGUUGACUUAAAUAGAAAUUUGUUCAGAAAGCGAAUUAAUAACUAUAAAGUGUGCGAUACAAUGGCCGAGGUGUUAAGUGUAACGCAAGAGAAUUACUGUAGAAGAAAACUGAAAUCUACCAAAAAAAAAGCGAUCAAAUUUGGCCGUAAUUUGGUUGGAAAAAAAGCCGUGUUCACUAAAGCAGUAACAGAUAAAUGGCAUAAAAGAAGAGGACGCAAAAUAAAACCGGUUGAACAAUUAGAUGGAGGGUUUUUUGAACGAUAUGGAUCUGGACUCAAAGAAAAUAUUGAAGAACAAUCGGCAGCUAUUAAGAAAGAAGACCAAUUGGAUAUUCUAGAUGAAAAAGAACUAGCUAAGAUUUAUGAAGACACUGCCUCUAAAACUAUAUCGUACACUGAUUUUUUUUCAUCUUUGUUGGAAUUAAAUAUCGAUGAAUUGUAUGAAGAAGUACUUCAUGAGAUUAUUCAUAGCGUGGGUGCCGAGAAGAACACAAUUCAGAAAAAUACAUUGAUUGAAUUUGCUAAAGAAGCAUUUAAAAUUGAACCAGAAGUUCACGAUAACAUUUACCGAACAGUUAAGCAGAAACAAGCACCAAAUAUAAUGUUAAACAUUGAAAUCGUUGAAGGUAAAGAAAUUAAACCUAAAGAUGCAAAUGGACUUAGCGACCCGUUCUGUACUCUAUUUUUGUCAUCCCAACCUCAACAUAGAUAUAACACAUCAGUAAAAACCCAGACAUUACGACCCGUAUGGGAAGAACAUUUUUCACUACCAGUUAAUGUUCCUGAUGAUGAUAUAUUGUGUGUGGAAGUUUGGGAUUUUGACCCUGCAGAGACUGUUAAAGAAAAAGUUGGCAAGGUUGGUGACAUAAAAGGGUUUAAAGGAAUGAAAAGAUUUAUGAAAGAAAUUGCUGUGACAGCUACAAACGGAAAACAUGAUAAUGAGAUUAUUGGUGGUACAAUUGUUCCAGUAAAAAUGAUUCCUUCUCGGGGGCAAUUAGCUUGGUACAAUCUAGAGAAAAAGGGAAAGGCUAAGCCACAAGGAAAUUUACUUCUUAAAUUAUCUUUUGGUAGUGAAAAAGACAAACAAGUGGCUGCUCAAGAGCACCGACAUCUUUUAAGAAUUCUUUUGGCUCAUGAAAUGAAUACUCGACAACUCGAGGCAAAUUCAUGGGAGGGAGAUUUCUUGCCGGAAUCUAAGUUAAUAAUUCAGCAACAUGUGGCCCAAGGUAAUAUUUCACCUGUAGAUGAAUACUUAAGUCAAUGGAUUGAGUAUUGUAAUGCUCAUGUCUUAAGUCCAGUUGUAAGCUUUAAAGUGUUUUCGGAUAUACUUGAAAAAUUAGUGAAACCAAUUUCUACUGGAAUAAUAUGUAAUGAAGAGCUUAAGUUAUUUUGGUCAUUUUCUAAAAAACUGUUGCCUUUUUGCUACACUAACAUAAGAAUGAUACGAAAGGUAUCGCCAGAAGAUUCUAGAUUUAUAGCUCAAAUAGAAUCAAAUUUAAACAUCUUGCGACACCUUCAUUCUUUUGAAAAACCAAGUGACAUUGAUCUAUUUCCGUUAGAUAUGUACGGUUGGUUAUUGCCAUGUGAACACAUUAGAGACAUAAAGACAACAUUAAAUGAUGCAGUUGUUCAAGGAGCUGUAGAUUGGUAUAUACAUAUAUUAGAACACAAUAAACCGCAUGAUUUUACAGAAGAAGGACAAAUGAAACUUCACAUAAAAAUUAUUCAACAUCUUAAAGCUGAUCUUCAAAAAGCUUUAGAUUACUAUGACAAAAUAUUUAUUAAGAAAAUUCAAUUUUCUUAUGCUUGUACUCUAUUCUCAAUUUAUGAAUGCAAAAUAUCUGAAAUGUGUGAACCAUUUAUUACUCGCAUUUGUAUGAACAUGAAACCUAUAAAUUUUGAAGAAAAUGGAAGACUUGAAGUUGAUAAAGAUCCACUAGCUAUGGGUACUUCUUUAUUUGAACUCUACAUGAGUAUUCAAAAGUUUUCUGACCUAGGAAAAUCAUCUUGUCAAAUUGAUCCUGAAACUAGCCAUAUAGCAAAAUAUCAUCUAUGGUUUCAACAAGGUGUUGCUAGAUGGCUUGAUAUAGCAGCAUACAAAGCUAUGCAGCGAAUUGAAAGAGCUGUUGAUUUAGAUAAAUUAGUGAAAAUGGACACAAGCGUCGAAUAUAGUUCUUCAGCUGUAGAUACCUUAGCAAUUUAUUAUCAAAUCAAAGUCUUUUGGCAACAAUUAGCUUGGCCUGACGCUGAAGGUUCCUAUUCAUUUGUGGCAAAAAUUAUAGAUGAUAUUUGUAGAUGUUCUGUAUACUAUUCAGAUAAAAUGGGUUAUAAAGUCAAUCGAACAGUAGUGGAUAAAAAGAAAUUUGAAGUUACCAAAGAGUGGUGUUUGGCAGUAAAUAAUAUUGAUUAUGUAAAACAGUCAAUAAGGCCAUUCGUCAACGAUUUAGGUUUAAACCAAUUGAUGGAUAACUUGGCUAAUUACAAAAGUGAGUCAUCAGCUGAUCAUUGUAAGAAGACCUUAGAUUUAGUUGUUGACAAUUCAAUUGAUACUGUCAGCAAUAAAAUUAUUGAUCUACUUCAAACUCUUGUUAACAAGAUGUCGCCAGAAAUGAGCAAAUUUUUAAUUGAAGGAAGUGAAACAAUCAACACAAACAAUAACCAUUUAGACAACUUGAUGCAAUAUCUUGAUGAAAGUUUGUGUACACUGAGUAACGAACUAAAUGAGGAAAAUUUUCAAAGAAUUCUUGAUAUUAUAGUUGAACAACUAGCUAGCAUUAUGAAUGGCUUGAUACAGAAGAGUGUUGAGAAAAAAAAACCACCUUCUUACUUUAAAAAUUUGAGAGACAGUUUUCACAUGCUAUUUGGCUUCCUGAGAAGUGGAGAUGAAACUGAAAAGAGUGAAACAAUCCAAAAAUUAGAAGCUCUACUACGACUUCAUACAUUAGAAACUGAUGAGCUUAUACAUGAAUAUUAUCUUGAAAGGUAUCAUGAACAACAAAAUCUUCAAGACUCUGAACAGGGUAUUUUGUCAAUUAAAGUAAUAUUCAUCAAUGAUAGUUUGAAUAUAGAAGUACUGAAUGCCAAUAAUAUUAGAGCAAUGGAUUCUAAUGGUUUUAGUGAUCCAUUUGUCAAAAUCUGUUUACUUCCAAGAUAUAAGUUCCAGAAUGUCAUUAAAUCCAAAACUACUGUUCAAAAGAAAACCUUAUUUCCAUUGUUUGAUGAAUGUUUUAAAUUAACUCUUACUCCUGAACAACGAAAUGAAGAAAAUGGUUUGAUAAUAUUUGUAUUGAAAGAUCAAGAUUUUAUGGGAAUGACAAAUGAGUUCAUAUCAGAAGCUUAUGUACACUUUAAAGAUAUUCCAUCUACACCUUUAGAGAACGAUUCUGGUAAUGCUCCACAAAUUAGAUUGAAAUUGAGCGUGCCCAAAUCUUUAGAUUCAAAAAUCUGCAAGGUUCUUGAAACACGGACAAAUGAUAAAGUAGCAAAAGAAUUUUUAAAACGUCAAAAAAUAAAAAUAGCUUCAAAUGCACCACCGAAAAAAUGACAGCAAAGACUGAUUGGACGGAUCAAAAGAAAUACGUCCAUUCUGAAAAUAAAAAUAAAAAGAUAUCACUAAUCUAAUAACAAUAUUAUUAUUAUAAUUAUUUUUAUAUGCAACACACUUUCUUUGAAUUGACAAUUACAAAUCAAACUUAAGACUGAACAAGUGAUAAAUCUAAAUUGGUGUUUAUGGCGUUCAUAUGGAUUAUGUGAAGGGAUGACAUUUUGUAAAAGCACUAUCUUUAAUGACUCACUUAGAGUACCUAUUUAUAUAUACAAUUUUAUAUAUGUGAAUAACGUAAAAUAUAUUGAUUGAUUCAUAAAAACAUAUUUAUACAUUUUUAU
Molecule: messenger RNA, 3996 nt
Organism: Daktulosphaira vitifoliae (grape phylloxera)
Lineage: Eukaryota; Metazoa; Arthropoda; Insecta; Hemiptera; Phylloxeridae
Gene: stac
Product: protein unc-13 homolog 4B
Exons: 18
Coding region: 14-3655 (1213 amino acids)
Source: RefSeq, a predicted model, not a curated record